AUGAUGGAUUCGAGAGGAGCUCACCCCUGCAGAGCAGCAGAGAGGAGUAUCGGUCUGGGUAUCGUCCCAACGACUGGCAGCGCUACUACUGGUGCGAGAGGUACAGGGGCUUCAGGAGCUACUGCUACUACUGGUGGUGGUACAAUGGGCACUACUACUACAACUUCUGCCCGGGGGGUAGGUGCUCCAGGGGGGAGAGGCGCCGCCCCUUCCACUGAUCCGCCCCGGCCACCCGCCAAUCUUACAUGUACACCUGUGUAUGUCAGUCGCAGACUGCGUCAUCCACCACCCCGUCAUGCCACCUUCCCUCCGAAUAAUUAA
This is a messenger RNA of Auxenochlorella protothecoides, 321 nucleotides long. RefSeq lists its product as hypothetical. The transcript is spliced from 2 exons. Lineage: Eukaryota; Viridiplantae; Chlorophyta; Trebouxiophyceae; Chlorellales; Chlorellaceae. The record is from RefSeq and is a predicted model, not a curated record. Bases 1 to 321 code for a protein of 106 amino acids.